AUGGAUCAUCUAUUUCCUCCAGUACGCAACGAAUUUUUCUUGCAUUGCGUCCUGCUGUCCGACCUACAUUACGAAGAAGAGGAAAUCGAAAAAUUAAUGCAUGGGAUCUACGCAAAGUCGAAUUUCGGUCCUUGCGGUAACACACAUGGAUUAUUGUGCUGUGCCCAUGCAAGUGUCUGUAGGACAUUGGAAGCACUACAAGGAAUCUUCCGGAGUAGAUGCCGCGCAAUGGAAACAAGAGAUGACAGGCUGAGAAAAACACUCCCGGUAGAGUUAGAGCGGGAAGACGUGGCGGUACCGCUGAUAACUGCAACUGAAUCCGUACAUGGGAUAAAGAGGAUAGUGGAGAUCGACUUCCCGGUGCGUUUCUCUCACUACAGGAUAUCAUUCGCUGGAGUUACCCUUUCGGCCGGCAAGGUUGACUCUGCGGUUGUGCUAUUUUCUUUCGCACAUAAUCCAAGCCCUACGGGAAAAUACGAAGAAGAGGAAGGGAACAAGCGAAAGGCCCUCCAUCCACAGAGGGAUAUUGGGAAAACUUCUCUUCCACCUCGUUCACGUUGCUCAGGUUGCUGGCAUCUUGAUAGAGGCUUUUUGCCCGUAAAUUGUCCCAACUGA
Molecule: messenger RNA, 615 nt
Organism: Guyanagaster necrorhizus
Lineage: Eukaryota; Fungi; Basidiomycota; Agaricomycetes; Agaricales; Physalacriaceae
Exons: 1
Coding region: 1-615 (204 amino acids)
Source: RefSeq, a predicted model, not a curated record